Nomascus leucogenys (northern white-cheeked gibbon) is the source of this 2189-nucleotide messenger RNA. Lineage: Eukaryota; Metazoa; Chordata; Mammalia; Primates; Hylobatidae. The record is from RefSeq and is a predicted model, not a curated record.
GGAGCUUGCAUAACCAGAAGGAAACUGAGGCAGGUGGUGAGGUCUGCCAGCCUGUUUGGUCUCCUAAAGCUGGUAGGGCAGCCCCUGCUCUCCUGACCUUCAGUGGCCCGGACCCUCUUCCAUCACCCUGUGUGCCCCACAGAGCUCCUCGGAUGAUGGUGCACUGAGAAGGCAUCUGGAAGCCUGGACCCUCAUGGCAUCCAACGUUGAAGGCAUGGCACCCUUGCUGGGCUCUCCCUGGGCCUCCCAGAUGGGGCCCUGGGAUGCCAUCCUCAAGGCUGUCAAAGACCAGCUCCCGUCUCUGGACUCAGACUCCUCCUUGUCGGACUAUGGGGAAGAGGAGCUGUUCAUCUUCCAGCGAAACCAAACCGCCCUGAUUCCAGACCUGUCGGAGGAGCUGGCUGAAGAUCCUGCCGAUGGCGACAAGUCCAGGGCCUGGGCUGCUGCAGCUGAAGAGUCCCUUCCCGAGGUCUGUGGGACACAGAAGAGUGUACGCCUUUGUGUGUGCAAUCCAGUUCUGGUGCCUGCAGAACUGGCCACAGAACCUGGGAGCAGAUGGAACACAAGGACAAAGGAUGCAUCCUCUCAGGAAGGAAGAGACCCUGGCAAGCCUUUUAAAAGCUGUGGUGAGGUCAGCGCUCUUCUUGGGAGGGCCGAGGAGACCCCCAGGUGGCUGGAAGGCGACCUUGGAAGACUGUCUUUCAACACCAAAGGAUCCCAGGGUCCUCCCUGGGACCCACAGGCCGAAGCCACUCUCUCCUGCCAUGAAGGAGACCCAAAGGCAGGGCCCUUCAGCAGCGCCUCACAAGAAUGUGUGAACCGCCAGGCCCUCCGACAGGAGAGAAGGAAGAUGAUAGAGAAGGACAUCCUCCAGAAAGUCACCCGGGAUGCCUGUGGCCCGACUAGCAGUGACCAAGGCGGGGUGAAGGAGGCGCCCUGCCAUGCUGUGGAGUCAGCUCCCAGAUCGAAAAUGCCCCUCGUGGAGCCUCUGGAGGGACCACCAGUGCUCUCGCUCCAGCAACUUGAAGCAUGGGAUUUGGAUGACAUCCUUCAGAGUCUGGCGGGGCAAGAAGACAACCAGGGAAAUCGUGCACCGGGAACUGUGUGGUGGGCAGCUGACCGCCGCCAAGUUCAAGACCGCACGGUGCCAAGCACCCACAACAGGCUCAUGGAACAGCUGGCCCUCCUGUGCACCACGCAGUCCAGGGCCUCUGCUUGUGCCCAGAAGGUGCCUGCCGACACCCCCCAGGACACCGAGGAGGCAGAGUCAGGAAGCAGAUGUGCCUCGAGGAAGCCGGACUCCCAGGCCGGGCCAGGCCUGCAGCUGGCCCAGGGCAUGAGGCUUAACACAGAGCCCCCCACCAUCUUUAUUGACCUGCGGCAGACGGAGACACCAGACCACCUGUCCCCAGAAAGGUCCAGAGGCUCCAGCCACAGCUCCUCUGACAGCGAGGAGGAGGAGGAGGAAGAGAUGGCAGCUCUGGGAGACGCAGAGGGGGCAUCUCCUUCCUCCCUGGGGCUACGGAGCUGUACUGGGAAAAGCCAGCUUCUCCAGCAGCUCAGGGCCUUUCGGAACGGAAUAGCCCAGCCCGAGCUGCCUGCCAGCAAGGGGCCCGAGGGCGGGAGGGCUCAGGCCCCUGAAGACACACCUGGAUCAGGAACUGGGAGGAAGCAACACAUGAAGCUCUGUGCCAAGGGGCAGAGUGCCCAGGCCCGACUCCCAAGAAGUGGGCCCAGAGCCCUGGGGGAUGCUCCUGAGCCAGGGGCAGCCAGGGAGGCCCUAAUGCCUCCUCUGGACCAACUAUAGAUGCCUCAGGUAGUGGGAUCCCAGGAGUCGGCGGGGGCGGGCUGACUUGCCAUGGACCCUGGGCCCCGGUGUCCCCUUGUUGUCCCUGCAUUUCCACUAGCAGGGGCAUUCCAGAGGCAGAGACCCUCAGACUGUGGACUGUUGCCCACCCUGUCAGAGCUCAGUCACAGGUGCAUGAACUUAGAGCAAGGAUGCAGAUACAAAUCUGUAUGUAACGUGUGACAACAGCUUUGGGAUAAAGGGGCCUGGUCCUCUGAGAUGGACAGGGACAGCAGGAGGACGGGAUGCUGCUCUCUGCGGGACUCUGAGGCUCUUCAUCUUUCUCCAGUUCUGCAUUUUUUUAAAUGGGCAUCUAUUAUUUCCAUCAAUAAGGUCUUUUUAA